Molecule: messenger RNA, 3051 nt
Organism: Chanos chanos (milkfish)
Lineage: Eukaryota; Metazoa; Chordata; Actinopteri; Gonorynchiformes; Chanidae
Product: fizzy-related protein homolog
Exons: 14
Coding region: 57-1535 (492 amino acids)
Biological process (GO): anaphase-promoting complex-dependent catabolic process; positive regulation of ubiquitin protein ligase activity; positive regulation of anaphase-promoting complex-dependent catabolic process
Cellular component (GO): anaphase-promoting complex
Molecular function (GO): anaphase-promoting complex binding; ubiquitin ligase activator activity; protein binding
Source: RefSeq, a predicted model, not a curated record
GCGAAAGGGACCAAAGCUAGAACGGAGACUCCUGUUGCUUUGCUAAAGAUUGUGCCAUGGAUCAAGACUACGAGAGUCGACUGUUACGACAGAUAAACAUCCAGAAUGACAACUCCAGUCCUCUCAAAGUCAUGCGUACAUUGACGCCCACAAAUUCUCCAUUGUCCUCACCAAGUAAACAUGGAGACAGGUUCAUACCCUCUCGAGCUGGAGCCAACUGGAGCGUCAAUUUCCACCGCAUCAAUGAGAACGAAAAGUCACACAAUCAAAACAGGAAAGCAAAAGACGGCACGUCUGACAACAGUAAAGCAGAUGGACUGGCCUACUCAGCCCUACUGAAGAACGAGUUGCUGGGGGCAGGUAUAGAAAAGGUGCAGGAUCCACAGACAGAGGACCGCAGGCUACAGCCCUCCACACCAGAGAAGAGGAGCCUCUUCAGUUAUUCUGUCAGUGCCAAACGCUCGCUUCCCGAUGAUGGAAACAGUGUUUCACCUUACUCGUUAUCACCUGUUAGCAGCAACAGUCAGAAGCUCUUGCGGUCACCACGGAAACCUACCCGCAAGAUUUCUAAGAUUCCAUUUAAGGUGCUCGAUGCUCCAGAGCUACAGGAUGACUUCUACCUGAACCUGGUCGACUGGUCGUCCUUAAAUGUCCUCAGCGUGGGUCUGGGGACUUGUGUUUACCUGUGGAGUGCCUGUACCAGCCAGGUAACACGGUUGUGUGAUCUCUCGGUUGAAGGCGACUCUGUGACGUCGGUGGGCUGGUCAGAAAGGGGCAAUUUGGUGGCAGUUGGGACACAUAAAGGCUUCGUUCAGAUCUGGGAUGCGGCUGCAGGGAAAAAGCUGUCUGUGUUGGAGGGUCACACAGCACGAGUGGGCGCACUGGCGUGGAAUGUGGAUCAGCUGUCGUCGGGGAGUCGGGACAGGCUCAUUCUACAACGGGACAUCCGGGCGCCACCGCUACAGUCUGAACGCCGGCUGCAGGGUCACAGACAAGAAGUGUGCGGACUGAAGUGGAGCACGGACCAUCAGCUUCUCGCCUCUGGAGGCAACGACAACAAGUUGCUGGUGUGGAAUCACUCGAGCGUGUUGCCAGUGCAGCAGUACACAGAACACUUGGCCGCGGUGAAGGCCAUCGCCUGGUCUCCUCACCAGCACGGGCUGUUGGCGUCUGGAGGAGGCACGGCAGACCGCUGCAUCCGCUUUUGGAACACGUUGACGGGCCAGCCGCUGCAGUGUACUGACACAGGCUCACAGGUCUGCAACCUGGCCUGGUCCAAACACACCAACGAACUGGUAAGCACACAUGGUUACUCUCAGAACCAGAUCCUGGUGUGGAAGUACCCGUCCCUAACUCAGGUUGCCAAACUCACUGGACAUUCCUAUAGGGUACUCUACUUGGCCAUGUCUCCUGACGGUGAAGCCAUUGUGACAGGAGCAGGAGAUGAGACGCUACGCUUCUGGAACGUCUUCAGCAAAAUGAGGUCUACUAAGGAGUCUAUAUCAGUUUUGAACCUGUUCACCAGGAUCCGGUAAUGUUUGUCCAUAUACUGAGGGACUGGAGUUAGCAGACUCUCAUAGGAAUACACACUGAUAAUCAAACAAUCUUAACAAACCUGUGUGACUGACAACGCGAGACCACCACCCCUUCCUUUGGUGCUGUACCAUACCAUAAAAAGGAAAUGGGGAGAGGGGAACUCUGGGAAAUGUGUCCCCUAAUGUUUGGUUUUGUUUACAGUGAGAUUUGUGCAUUACUGCCAAAUACUGACUUUGUCUUUCUGAAUGUUAUUCUUUGGUAUGUCACCAUCGUGCUUCUCUCGCUGUCUCGAGAUUUAAUUUGUUUGUUUGUUUGUGGAGAAUGAUCCAUUGGUUUCUUUUAACUUGCGUUGUGACCAUCAGCCUUAACUAAUGUGUAUGGUAAAUGGAAAUGUCAUCGUUUGGUUUUGAAAAAUGACUUGAUUAAUUAUUUAUUUGCCUUAUAGAGCCCUUUUUAAGUUUAGUCUUAGGACAUCUUAUGUGUUGUCUCUAGUUUUGUUUGACCAGUAUGACAAGUUUUGUUUGUUCUUUUAUUUACCUUUCAGAGGAUAAUCAGUAAUAACGUAAAAUGUGCUCUAAUUAUCUGUGAGCGAAUGACCCCAAAAUUACAGCUCAUAGUUGUAACACAUCAGAAAACACAUAUGGUGCAAUUGUAGCUAUUAUUUGAAGUAUUUAUUUAUCUCUCAGAAAAAAACAAAGUUUUAUCUCACUUGGACUUGCUCAUAUCAAAAUGAUGGACUCUAAAGAAACAGAUUUAAUCAGUAUUUGUUCCUCAUUCCUCAGCCAGAAUGAAUUAGAAUAGUAUAAAAGUAGCAUAGUUGGAACAGAGCAGAAGAAUGAUUGGAGCCUGGGGUAGAAAGCAGUAUAAAAAAAAAAAAAAACAAUGGAGGAUAUCGGAAAAAUUUCUGCUGUAGUUUUAAGAAGCCUUAGUUAUCUGUUUGAGAUGUUACACAGAACUGCAUGUUCUCAUGGUUUCUUUGCCAGUUACUGUGUUUCUCUCAUUGGCUCGUAUGGCUGACCAGUGAAGCUGAACUGUAGUAUAAACCAGAGGGAAGCAAAUCAGAAAAGAAAACCAGUAUAAAGCACAAUCUGUCAGUCAGCUGAGUCUUGUCACUUCUCACUUGUGCCAUCUUAAUUACAAUAGCUGGGGAAAGGUUUAUGAAUAGGGUCCUAACUAUCAAAACCCCAGUUGGCUUCUGGGCUUAUGAUGCAACCUUUAGUCCUUGGCCCUUGUUUUAUCCUUGAGCUGUUUGUUCAGUUAUUUUGUGUAAAACAAAAUUUUGUUUUUGUUUCAUUUUGAUCGCUGACUUGUUUCUACGUUCACUUGUUGUGUCUGGAAUGUAAGAUUGUACCACUUGGAAUGAAUGCUAUUUAUUUGAGGUGUGCGACAGUAUUGAGUUGAAUGAGUCAUUAAUGUCUGUUAAAUCUCCACUGUUCCCCUUGACAUCGUUUCAUUUAUAAAAGGAAAAACAAAAUCUAAGUUUGAGCAGCUUAAAGAAUGUUAUCAAAGAGGAGA